AUGUCUGCCGCCGGAUCUAUCAACACUAGCACGGGCCAACAUGCCGUGGACCCCUACAAGACACAGAACUUCGAGGACCCACCUCUUCCCCAGAAGAUCGAAGACCUAGCUGCUUUUAUCUCAGAAGUCAAGUUUGGCAUGCUGACGACGAAGCAAUCAGAGGGUGAAUACUUAGCUUCGCGAUGCAUGGCUUUAGCAGCUCAGGAGCAUGGCGGCAUCGACCUCAUUUUCCACACAAACCUCUUCUCCGGCAAAACCAUGGAUCUGACCGUCCACCCACAAGAAACCAACAUGUCCUUCCUGGACCCAGUAAGCGGCGCCUGGGCCUCCAUCUCGGGAACGGCAAGCGUCGUCGCAGACCCAGCCACCGUAGAGAAAUAUUACUCGCCCGCACUCAAAGCCUGGUUAGGUGAUAUGGGUGAUGGCGUGCAUGAUGGUGGACCCUCAGAUCCGCGCAUUGGUGUUAUUAAGCUGGAAGCAAAGCUGGCGACGCAUGUCGUUGCACGAAAGGGAAUUAUUGGGAGGGCCGUUGAUACAGUCAAGGGAGCUGUGCAGGGCAAUGUUCCUCCCGUCAAUUCCAUCCGGGAGCUGAGUGCAGAGGAAUUGGCUGAGUGGCGUCGCACACAUCAAUCAUCAUAA
Molecule: messenger RNA, 639 nt
Organism: Penicillium longicatenatum
Lineage: Eukaryota; Fungi; Ascomycota; Eurotiomycetes; Eurotiales; Aspergillaceae
Product: blue light-inducible protein Bli-3
Exons: 3
Coding region: 1-639 (212 amino acids)
Source: RefSeq, a predicted model, not a curated record